AUGGCCACCUCUGCCCCCUCCUCGGAGCAUGUCAGGAAGCGGCAUGAGAUCUUUCACUGUCUCUAUGAAGGCCUACAAGGAGUGCCCAAACGGCUGCUGGGUGCAGUGGGGACCAAAGAGAAGCUGAUCAGAGAUUUUGAUGAAAAGCAACAGGAAGGAAACAAAAAGCUGGCAGAGAUGGAGGAGGAACUACAUUAUGCACCUCUAUCUUUCUGUAACCCCAUGAUGUCUAAGCUUCAAAACUACCAGAAGGGCCGGGGGACCUUGCCAAACUAUCAGGAGGUGAGAAGCACACCUUGGAGAGCCACACCUGGAGGCCGAGGAGACAUGAAAUAUGGCACACACACAUGUGCUGCAGAGAAUGAGCACGUGGACUGGCUACAAUCUCAAAGGGCAAUGCUUCUACAAGGCACUGGAAGACUGAUCCAGGCGACCCAAAGUACUGAACAUUCUCAUCAGACUGGCACAGAAACUGACCAGGUUGGCUCAGAAAUCACACAAGAACCAGAGGAACAAGACCAAUUAGAAAGUACCAAGACACAGCAAAGUGGGAAGUGCCUGAAAGCCAGAUCAGAUCCUGGCUUCAGCUGUGCAGACUUUUAG
Messenger RNA from Symphalangus syndactylus (siamang), 603 nucleotides. Its product is annotated as vesicle transport through interaction with t-SNAREs homolog 1B-like. Lineage: Eukaryota; Metazoa; Chordata; Mammalia; Primates; Hylobatidae. Gene Ontology annotation, cellular component: Golgi apparatus; late endosome membrane; SNARE complex. Gene Ontology annotation, biological process: retrograde transport, endosome to Golgi; intra-Golgi vesicle-mediated transport; Golgi to vacuole transport. Gene Ontology annotation, molecular function: SNAP receptor activity; SNARE binding. The record is from RefSeq and is a predicted model, not a curated record.